Molecule: messenger RNA, 1931 nt
Organism: Taeniopygia guttata (zebra finch)
Lineage: Eukaryota; Metazoa; Chordata; Aves; Passeriformes; Estrildidae
Source: RefSeq, a predicted model, not a curated record
CAUGAAUUGUCCUUAAUUUCUUAAUAAUUCAUAUGUGAUCUAUUCCUUUAAUCUUUCUCAGAGAAAAUACUGUGAAAGAAAUGGAGUAUCAGAUAGUGCAGGGAGACUGAAUUCCGCCCUGUUCCUUGCAGGCAGUCCUUCUGUACAAUGCUAGCUUUGUGUUUAUCUGAGAACUGAACCUUCUACAGGUGUCUCAAGUUGCAGGGAGAAGCCAGGCUUCCUUCCCCCAGCAAGGACAGGGAGCAGGCUCUGGCCAAGGCCUGUGCUGCUCUUGCUCCUUCUCCCUGUGCCCAGGGUUUGCUCUCUUCUUCCCAGGAGCCGCUGUGCCCAGGUGCGGGAGUGCGCGGCCGAGCUCCUCCUGUCUUUGAUGGAGAGAAUGGGAGUCACAAAGCUCGCAGACACCCCCAGGGCUGAGAUGCUGGCACACGUGGCAGGGAAGCUUGCACAGGACUGUCACCAGGACACAAGGCAUUUUGGACAGGAGAUGGUGAAGGUGUUUCUGAGUCACCAAAAAUUGAAAAUGCUUUUGGAACGAUCUCUUUCCACCCGUGACCUGGAAGACAUUCUGACAAGAAUUAAGAAGAAAGGGAUGGAAAACCAGAAGAGUGAAUGCCCAUCUGUCAAGGAGCCGGUGGAGAAGAGGAAUGAUGGCCCGAAGAAGCCCCAGGACACGAUGCCUUCUAGCAAACGGGUGGAGUCUACUUCUGAUGGACGCCUAUUACACCGUGCGAAAGCCCAGGUCACGUUACCUGCAGCUGUGGAAGAGAUGGAUAUGCUCCAGAAGCUUUACCAUCUCCUGCAAGCCAAGGGGUUUCAGACACGGCUGGAAGGAGUGGCACUCCUCCCAGAGCUGUGCAAAAGCAGCCCCCAGCUAAUCUCCAAGAACAUUGUCCAAAUUUUUGAUUAUUUUGUCCUGAGAAUAUGUGACAGCCACAAGAAAGUGAGGCAGAAGGCGCUGGACGUGCUGGCUGAAAUCAUAGGCCUCCUGGAUGAUGCCAUGAACCCGGUGAUGAUCCGCUUGGUAGAAGGAAUAGCAAAGAACCUGAGCUCAAAUGAUCCCGGGGUUCAUGCUGCAGCUGUGAGAGCACUGGAAGAAUCCGUUGCUCAUUUAGAUAAAGUAUCACUGAUGAAAGAGUUCAGCCACCAAUGGAGCCAACUGAGCGGCCAAGCUCUGCUGGAUGUCGCAGAGUGUAUCGCAGAGCUCGUGGAGUGGGUUUAUGCCAGGAGCCCUGAAGUCGUCCAGCGCUAUGCCCUGCCCGUGCUCUGGUCCUUCCUGGACAACAAAGCGCUGCCUGUCCGCAGUGCCAACAUCCGCACUGUGGCCACCAAGCUUGCCCUGGCCCUCUACGAGGCGAUGGGCAACAAGCUGAAGAAAUGUGCAGCCAGCAAGCCUCCACACAUGCGGGAGAACCUCUCCAACAUUUUGUACUGGUGAAGGCAGGAUGUUCUCCAGGAAGAUGACCAAGUGCUGAGUUGGACACCUCCGGAUUUGACUUCUUAGCUGUGCCAAAAAUGACAAAACACUAAGGAAGGGUGUGCAUCGGCCCCCGCUCUCUCCAUCGCCCUUCCUAGUCAUGACAUGGGGGGCCUGAAGAAACUCCAGACUGAAGACAAGGUGAAGGCUGAGCAUGGAUCAGCCUCACACAGAGACCUGACUGGCUAUCCUCUUACCAAGAGGUUUUCUCUGGACACUCCUGAUUGUCUCUUACCCGCAAAGUCCUUGCUUCCCAUCCAGAAGAGCUCUCAUCCCUCCAAGCUCAGGAAGAAGCUGCCGCCUGCCUGAAGAGUAGUUGAAGAAUAGGAUUUAUGCAUUAGUCUUCAUAGAUAUAGAUAUACAUAUGUUCUGAUAUUUAGAUGUAGUUUUGAUUAAAUGUAUUUUGAUUGUAUCUUGAAAUUUUAUGACAUAUUUUUAAGUGUAUAUAUUUUAGUUU